This is a messenger RNA of Pteropus alecto (black flying fox), 777 nucleotides long. RefSeq names its product transcription factor 15 (gene TCF15). Gene Ontology annotation, molecular function: protein dimerization activity; RNA polymerase II transcription regulatory region sequence-specific DNA binding; DNA-binding transcription factor activity, RNA polymerase II-specific. The coding region runs from base 1 to 417 and encodes 138 amino acids. The record is from RefSeq and is a predicted model, not a curated record. The transcript has 3 exons. Gene Ontology annotation, biological process: regulation of transcription by RNA polymerase II; developmental process. NCBI's taxonomy places the organism in Eukaryota, Metazoa, Chordata, Mammalia, Chiroptera, Pteropodidae.
AUGAGCCUCAUCAAAGGACAAUUUGAAUGUUCUCAUAGCGUGGUGGCUGCCAUCCCCAGAAGGGACCGCACGCAGAGCGUGAACACGGCGUUCACGGCGCUGCGCACGCUCAUCCCCACCGAGCCGGUGGACCGUAAGCUGUCCAAGAUCGAGACGCUGCGCCUGGCGUCCAGCUACAUCGCGCACCUGGCCAACGUGCUGCUGCUGGGCGACGCGGCCGACGACGGGCAGCCGUGCUUCCGAGCCGCGGGCAGUGCCAAGAGCGCCGUCCCCGCAGCCCCCGACGGCGGCCGCCAGCCGCGCUCCAUCUGCACCUUCUGCCUCAGCAACCAGCGCAAGGGGGGUGGCCGUCGUGAUCUGGGGGGCAGCUGCUUGAAGGUGAGGGGGGUGGCCCCCCUUCGAGUGCCGCGGAGAUGAGCCUGGACCCCUGUGGUAUUUGCUCCAAGCAGGACCCUGGAAAAAGAGGCAAGAGGCCAGCCACUGGUUGAACAAGGGAGAAGACAGAUCCCAGGAGCCAAUCCUAUCCCUCCUUUGUGCAAGCCAGAGGACAAUGGCUUGGGCCCAUGACCCUCUGGGCAGGCCCCCUAGGACAUCUCCACUCCACCCUGGAGAGCUGUGAAGACCCAUCCAGCUGGCCCCAGCUCUGACUGGUCAGAGACAAGGCAAAACUUUUGGAAAAACAAAGACUGUUGGUGACAAAGGGUGUGUGCAUGUCUGUGCAUGAGUGUGUGCGUGUGUGUGUGAGAGAGAGAGAGAGAAAUUGGUGGGUUUAAAAUA